AUGGAAACCAACUCGAAUGCACCAGAACUCAGCCCCGAGUUCGAUUUUUGGGAGUUUGUAGCGUGCGCGAAAUGCUAUCUCCCCUUCAUUUCGCAUAGCGGGCCCUCGGUGCCUUUCUGGUUAACAGAGUGUGGGCACGUUGUUUGCAACAAUCAUCUCUGUUCCGAUCAGAGUUGCCCUCAAUGCAGGUCCCCGAAAAUCCAGCUGAUCCCCCUUCAGGCCGAUAUGGAAGCCCCGAUGGCUGACUGGUUUCGUGCCAUACCAAACUCACUGGAAACCAUUGCAUAUGCUUCCAAGUUUCAACAAGAAACGAUGGCCGCUCAGAUACGGCACCUUAAAUCAAAGGUGCUGCAAUACCGAGGGAUUGUGGAACAACUCAGGCGCGAGGUAGCUGAAUUGCAACGGGCCAAUCAGCAUUUGUCGCAGCAGGAUACUCUGGACUCUAUGCCCUCCCACCCAACGCAUGGCUACGAACCAUCAGGAUUGCAGAACAUCAACGGCAAACGCAGAAUGAUUGACCCUACACAGAAGCAACAAUCUGCAUCAAGUCCUCUCAUGGAGCCUCCCCCCGGACCGAACCGCUUGACUCUUCCCCAUCGCCGAGCGCCGACCCUAAGCACAAAUGGUGAAAGUCAUAGCUCCCCGUCUGCGCAACGAAGGCCUGGUACACGGUCUUUUACUAAGCAUUAUGCGUACGAUCCACCCUCCACAGGAAAAGGUCGUAGCCAGGAUCAGGCGCCCCCAGACUCAAAUAAUGGAGGUCACGAAUUCCAGGGUUUCCCUCAACAAGGGGGACAACGGUUCAAGGCGCUGAUUCCACCAUCAAGGAGACAGAGACCCGACGUACCUCAAGGUGCUCGUACACACGCACUCCAACCUGGUCCUGCGCCGAGGCUUAUGGGUCCUCCGCCUACUCCACGACAUCUUGACCGCACUGCAGGCUUGCGACCCCCUCCGUCGUCUCGUCGAAACAUCCCCGGAUUAUUCAAGCCUAGCGUGCCGCAGGACGAACAGCCUCAUCACUAUGGCCGCCCUACAAAUGCUCCUCAACGGUUCUUACCAGGCAGUGGAAAUUCAAGACCGCAACAAUCUGCAGAAAAUGGUCACAGUCAGGCAAAUGGAGCUUCGGAGACGAGAAUUCCGUUUAUGCCUGGAUCCCACGGAUCGUCUUUUGGCUAG
Pleurotus ostreatus (oyster mushroom) is the source of this 1179-nucleotide messenger RNA. RefSeq lists its product as uncharacterized. Lineage: Eukaryota; Fungi; Basidiomycota; Agaricomycetes; Agaricales; Pleurotaceae. The coding region runs from base 1 to 1179 and encodes 392 amino acids. Gene Ontology annotation, biological process: protein sumoylation; reciprocal meiotic recombination; homologous chromosome pairing at meiosis. Gene Ontology annotation, cellular component: synaptonemal complex. The record is from RefSeq and is a predicted model, not a curated record. The transcript is spliced from 7 exons. Gene Ontology annotation, molecular function: SUMO transferase activity.